Molecule: messenger RNA, 1097 nt
Organism: Mercenaria mercenaria
Lineage: Eukaryota; Metazoa; Mollusca; Bivalvia; Venerida; Veneridae
Exons: 5
Coding region: 134-982 (282 amino acids)
Source: RefSeq, a predicted model, not a curated record
UUCUACUUUGUACAUGUAUACAAACUGUAUUGUAUAUAAAAGUAACGUUGUAUUUACAUUAUUAUCUAAGUACGCGUAAUUUAAGAUUAUUAACGUGCACUUAUAGUGAGCAAAUAGGCGUGAUCAAGGUCAUAUGGACGACCAACUGAAUAGAGUUUGCGAUCGUCUUAAAUGGUCCUGCAUUCAGUUGGAUAACUGCAGGUCCAGUGUAGAGCAUCCAAAUCAGGAAUUAGAAAGAACGAUAAAGUUACGAGAAAGACAAGUAUUGAAACUAAAGCGAGAUCUCAAGGAAGCCAACGAAGAAAUCUUUACUCUGAAAGCUAAGCAUGAAGAAGAAAUCAAAGCAAAAGACGACUGUAUAUCAAAGUUAAAAGAACAAGUUAUGCAACUUGAAAAUGAACUGGAUAUUGCAGUGGAAAUGAAAAGUAAACCUAACAAAACGGACGACCACCUCAUGAUCUCAAAGGCAAAGAGCAGUGCCCAGAUAAGAGAAGUUUCUGAAACAUAUAAUGAGUUAUAUGAUACACACCAUUCUCUAGCUUUUGAGGAAUUAGAGAGGAAAAUGAACGAAGAGGAAAUAGUAAACAUUUUACUAAAGACACUUUAUGAUGUUAUGAAGUAUACAGAAGAAGCCCGACAAGAAAAACUUUUCAGGUUAAGAAAUCCUACGCUGGAAUCUGCUUUUGAGAAAUACGUCAGUCAUUCGCUCAAAUCGAAUCGUGGUGAGAUUGCAAAGCAUUACGAUUUGAUAAAACCGUACGUCAGAAAGUGCUUCGAAAUUUGCUGGCAAAUAAGUGGCUACAAAGGUCAAUUUCAACUGCAAAGAGGAGCUAAAAAUGGCGAUACCUUCUCAGCAGAUACAUACAAAACUUUCACAAAAACGGGAGAAACUAUUGACUAUAUUGUGUGGCCACCGCUGUUAUAUAUCGAUUCGGAUUGUACUUCUGUAGUUUGCAAAGGAGUUGCACAGUGUCAGAAAUAGCUUUUUGUUGUAUUUCCUCUGUAAAGUUACAGACAAUUUCUGAAGAUUUGAGAGGUUUUACUGCAAUAAUUUCUUCUCACAUAUACUACUCGGUAUUUAUAGCGAAAAAUAAAGA